AUGACCGCAAUCGAUAAAAUACAAGCCUUGGAUCACAUUGAACGAGAACUGAUCUUGUGCUUGCAAAGUGCCGGUGCGGCACUGAUGGAACUAAGCAAGGAAAAGACCAGCCAAAAAGCAACGGAAACAAACGUUAACCAGUUCCUAAAGUCGCUCAACAAUGUAGAGACGAAGCUUUCGGAACAGAUAAACUAUCUCACGCAAGUGUCGACCGGGCAACCGCACGAAGGUUCCGGUUACGCAUCGGCCAAGGUGCUGCAAAUGGCGUGGCAUCGCAUACAGCACGUCAAGUCGCGCAUCAAGGAUCUGGAAGAGUGCAAAAUGCGCUACAUACAGGCCAAUCGUAUGCAGAGUAACCGCGUUGGACAGAACGCCUCAUCCACCACAGCUGGUGUUAUGCUUUAA
Anopheles marshallii is the source of this 405-nucleotide messenger RNA. It is a transcript of the gene MED11, whose product is annotated as mediator of RNA polymerase II transcription subunit 11. Gene Ontology annotation, molecular function: transcription coregulator activity. The coding region runs from base 1 to 405 and encodes 134 amino acids. Gene Ontology annotation, biological process: regulation of transcription by RNA polymerase II. The record is from RefSeq and is a predicted model, not a curated record. The transcript is spliced from 2 exons. Gene Ontology annotation, cellular component: mediator complex. NCBI's taxonomy places the organism in Eukaryota, Metazoa, Arthropoda, Insecta, Diptera, Culicidae.